Messenger RNA from Toxorhynchites rutilus septentrionalis, 6395 nucleotides. It is a transcript of the gene Sos, whose product is annotated as protein son of sevenless. NCBI's taxonomy places the organism in Eukaryota, Metazoa, Arthropoda, Insecta, Diptera, Culicidae. The transcript is spliced from 19 exons. The coding region runs from base 716 to 6019 and encodes 1767 amino acids. Gene Ontology annotation, biological process: Ras protein signal transduction; positive regulation of GTPase activity. The record is from RefSeq and is a predicted model, not a curated record. Gene Ontology annotation, molecular function: structural constituent of chromatin; DNA binding; guanyl-nucleotide exchange factor activity. Gene Ontology annotation, cellular component: nucleosome; plasma membrane.
UAGACAUCAGAAGGGAGCAUAGGCAGUAGCAGAAAAAAAUAAAAGAUGGAAGAGAAUUUCGUUCGGUGUACAAUGAAUGCUGUAUAGUUUAGAAGUGAAAUGUUUGUGUAAUUUUCGCGAAUAACGGCUGCCAUUUCGGACGAAAUAGUGCCAGUGCAUUUCGGGAACGCAAAUUCAGUGCCGGAAUUCACAUGAAAAGUGAGAAACGAGUGUUCCUUUUGUUGGUCGAAAAUCCGUCAUCCAUCUCGAAUCUUGUAUCGCAGCAGAGCUAGGCAGAACAGAGUGCGCAGAAGAAGAAGGCGAAAAAUUUAUGUUUUAGGAGGAAUUAAGAAAAAGGCAUCCAUUGCAUACUAAGAGUGUGAUUAUUAUUUUACUUAAGACCCGAAGCGAUCGAACACUUUUGUUCUGAAAGUAGCAGCAUAAGGGAAUGCAGUGCUUGUGAAAAAUGAAGAUCCUGAUUCCCACUAGCUAGAGGAUAGUGUUUUUUUCCUAGCUGUGAAGUGAUGGAAAAUUGGAGGCACCCUCCAUUGUCCCUUUCUUCUGCUGGUCGUCGUCGGAUGUGUUUGUGUUUUUUGCUUAUUUUCGCUCUUGCUGCCCAUCACCAUCAGCGCUAGCGACGACGACUAAGACGACUGUUUUGUUUUAAAGAGCAGCUCCUCGUCCGCCUAAAGGAAGAAAAAAGCUGCAAACAGGAGCAGAAUCUGCUAUCUGUAAUAUGUUCACUGGCGGUCAGCACGUAUCGAUCACGGAUGCGACAGAUUACGACUUUGAAAAAGUGGAGAAUGCAGCCAAAUGGAAAGGUGUAUUCAUAACAUCCCUGAGAAAGGUUUUGGAGCAAGUGCAUCCGUCGUUGCAAGCCCGCGAGGAUGCAUUGCUCUACGUGGAGAGCCUAUGCCUGCGUUUGUUAGCUAUGCUGUGUGCAAAACCGCCUCCGCACACAGUGUUGGACGUCGAAGAAAGAAUAUGGCGGACCUUUCCCACACCUAUCGACAAAUGGGCCCUAAGCGAGGCCCGUGAGACAAUAGACAAAUCCAAGAAAAAGAAAACGGUUAUGCCGGUGGAUCGCGUGCAUACCCUACUGCAAAAAGAGGUGCUACAGUAUAAAAUCGACAGUGCGGUCUCGCUGUUCCUGGUCGCGGUGUUGGAGUAUAUUUCUGCUGAUAUACUUAAACUAGCUGGCAACUAUGUCAAAAACAUCCGCCACAUCGAGAUAUCCCGAGAGGAUAUCGAGAUCGCCAUGUGCGCUGACAAGGUGCUCAUGGAUAUGUUCUAUCAAGGCGAUAAUUCGAACUCAAUGGCACCGAGUCCGUUGCCGCCGACUCCGCGAACCAGUCUAAGCUACGAGGAGGUCGUAAAGGAACUCAUACACGACGAAAAGCAGUACCAGCGUGAUCUUCAUAUGAUCAUUCGAGUAUUUCGCGAGGAGCUGAUCAAGAUUGUCAAGGAUUGCAAGGAACUUGAUCCAAUCUUUUCGAACAUAAUGGACAUCUAUGAGGUGUCAGUUACGUUGCUCGGAUCGUUGGAAGAUGUGAUUGAGAUGUCACAGGAGCAAACUCCGCCAUGUAUCGGUAGUUGUUUUGAAGAACUAGCAGAGGCGGCAGAGUUUGACGUGUAUGCCAAGUACGCGAAGGAUAUCACUUCGGUUCAAGCGAAGGACGCAUUAGCAAACUUGUUGUCAAGGCCGGAGGCAAACUCGCUGAUGUCGGCCGGUCACGGUUUCAGGGAAGCGGUUAAGUUCUAUCUACCAAAACUACUUUUAGGGCCUAUUGGGCAUGCACAGUUGUAUUUAGAUUAUAUUAAAAUUUUACUUCAGCUCAGUCCAUCGCAGGAGGACAAGGAAAGUUUUGAGCAGGUCCAAGGUCUGCUGAAACCGCUGCAGUGCGAAUUGCACAGUAUUUCCUCGCUAUUGCCUAAGGAAUAUUUCGCCAGAGUGAACAGUCGAGCGCGACGCCAAUCGGCGAUCGAAAAAACACGUGACCUACAGAACUGUGUUGAACAUUGGGAUAAAGAUGUGGGUCAGUGUUGUAAUGAAUUCAUUCGCGAGGACACGCUGGCGAAGCUCAGUUCCGGUAAACGUCAAACGGAACGGAAAGUAUUUCUGUUCGAUGGCUUGCUAGUGUUAUGCAAGACUCGUCGGCAAAUAGUGCCCGGAAAUAAUUACGACUAUAGGCUGAAGGAGCGUUUCUUCAUGCGCAAAGUGGAGAUCAUCGACCGAGCCGACACCGAGGAGUUGAAGUAUGCGUUCGAAAUAUCGCCGAGAGAGCCGACAAGCGUUGUACUUAUUGCUAAAAAUGCGCAACACAAGAAUGAUUGGAUGGCUGAUUUGGUGAUGUUGAACACAAAGUCAAUGCUGGAGCGUAUCCUUGACAGUAUUCUACUAGAUAUCGAGAAAAAACACCCGCUGAAACUACCUAGUCCGGAUAUUUAUGCAUUUGCUGUUCCCGAUUCGCCCGCCAAUAUUGUCCUGGAGGAGCGAGAGGGAACGGGAGUUCCACUGAUUAAAGGCGCAACGCUGACAAAACUCAUCGAGCGGCUAACCUACCACAUUUACGCGGAUCCAAUGUUCGUGCGAACAUUUUUAACCACCUAUCGAUCGUUCUGCUCCCCCAAGGAGCUACACAGGUUAUUGGUUGAGCGUUUUGACAUCCCAGACCCGAGCCUGGUGUACGACAGCGCUAGCGAGAAGGACCUGAGCACAGACACGGAGAAAUUUCAUAAAAAUUCCCAGCGGGAAGAUUGGAAACGCUACAAAAAAGAAUACGUGCAACCGGUUCAAUUCCGGGUGUUGAACGUCCUCCGACACUGGGUGGAUCACCAUUUUUAUGACUUCGAGCGGGAUUCGGAGCUUUUGGAGGAGUUGCUCAGAUUCUUGGAAACGGUACGUGGCAAAUCGAUGAGGAAAUGGGUCGAUUCAGUGUUGAAAAUUGUCCAGCGGAAGAACGAAAGUGAGGAUAAUCAUCGGCAAAUUACGUUUGCUUUUGGCCACAGCCCACCUGCAAUCGAACAUCAUUUGCCGUUGAACAGUGAGAAUGAGUUCAAUUUGCUGAUGCUGCACCCACUGGAACUGGCUCGUCAGCUGACGUUGCUAGAGUUCGAGAUGUACAAAACUGUUAAACCAUCAGAACUUGUCGGGUCUGUGUGGACCGGAAAAGAUAAAGAGAGUACUAGUCCUAACUUAUUAAAAAUUAUGCAUCACACCACAAAUUUUACCCGAUGGAUCGAGAAGUCGAUUAUCGAGGCGGAGAACUUCGAGGAACGGGUGGCGAUGGCGUCGCGUGCAAUAGAAGUGAUGAUUGUGCUGCAGGAUUUGAACAACUUCAACGGCGUACUGUCCAUAGUUUCCGCCUUCCAGGGUGCCGCCGUGCAUCGACUCAAGUUGACAUUGGAUGAGAUUCCCAAGAGCUACCAGCGAGUAUUGGCAGAGUGCCGAGAGCUGAAUAAUUCGCACUUUAAAAAGUAUCAGGAAAAGCUGCGUUCAAUAAAUCCACCUUGUGUGCCAUUUUUUGGAAUGUAUUUAACCAAUAUUUUACAUAUAGAAGAGGGGAAUCCAGAUUUUUUACCAAAUACAGAACUAAUAAACUUCUCUAAGAGAAGGCGUGUAGCUGAAAUUACUGGUGAAAUACAGCAAUAUCAAAAUCAACCAUACUGCUUAAAAGUUGAUCCUAGCAUUAGGCAUUUUCUAGAAAAUUUAGAUCCUUUUAAAGGAAUGAGCGUAACCGAAAUUCAAAACUAUCUCUAUGAGGAGAGCAAACGGAUAGAACCAAAAAACUGUCGUCAGCCGCUCAAAUUCCCUCGGAAGUGGCCUGAGAUUUCGCUUAAAUCACCUGGCAUCAAACCAUCCUCCCGGCGUAACAACAGUUCUCUGCCCGGGACGUUGCCAUUCAGUAAAACUUCGCUUUUGAACAAUAAUGACAACAGUGGAGAACAGUCACCUCCAGCGAACUCAUCGUCGUCUUCCGUGCUUGAUUAUUCAAUAUUUGCUCCCGUCAAUAUUCAUUCUUCGUCCUCUAGUGCAUCACACCAACACCAUCAUCACCACCACCAGCAGCAUUAUCAGCAUCAUUCGCAAGGUUCGAUGUACAAUUACCAGGGACAUCAUCAACCGAACCAACAGCAUCAUCACCACCACUAUCAUCACGGUCCUCAACACAGCUUCUCGCAAUCGGUAGUUAAUCUUACAUUCACGGCUGAUCAACAAAUGGCUCCGGAGAUACCAAGACGAUCCGAUAGUAUUAUUCUCACCUCAUCGCUUUCGUCCCAGGCGCAGUAUAACCUUAACAACAGCAGUCUGUCAGAGUCUAGCAGCAACCCCAGUGGCAGUGGCAAGCUCGUGCCGAGUCCUCGCUAUCCGUCGUCCUCUAUGAGCGCCCUUUCUUCGUCCUCGUCGGCCGUGAGUGCAUCUUCGUUCUUCGGCAUCCUGAGUGCAUCGAGCAGUGAUGGUAACACUAAUAAUGAUCCUUCUACUGCUAGCUUUAAACACACGUCAAUGCUUAGUCACAACAAAGCAGUAGCCAAUACGCAUGCUGAACAAACUCCCAAUUCAAUUUUUUCAGCAUCCGGUUUGGGAGGUGGAGGUAACAGUCUGAGCAGCUCAGCUGCAACGAACGCUGCAAGCAUUGUAUCGCUUAGCGAUUGCCCAGCGGGACCUCCACCACCACUACAUCCGCCCACAGCUGCCAGUAUCUCGUCGUUUUCGUCGGUGUCAUCAUCCCCGAGUUCACUCUCCACGGUGGCUGCUGCAGUGACCGCUUCCGGUGGACACACGCCGUCGGUUUCCGACAUUCCACCUGCGAUUAGCCCUCGUACUGAUAAGCCAGCGCAUCCGCCGGCCCCUCCACCUUUACGGAACCAUGGUGGCGGAGGGUCUGAAGUUUGCUACAAUACUUCCGGGCUCCCGAAUUGUACAUCACCGCAUGCAACUAGCAGUAGUAGUAGUAGUAGCUUUAGGAUAAGUUCAUCCAACACUUUGAAAAAUCAAAACUGUGAUUUCACUUCCGCGAGUACUUUCAACCGCUCGUCCAGUGAUAACUCGCCCAUCUACCCGGCGAGCCCAAAGAUCUACCCGAUAGGAGGAGGAGUAAGCGGUGGGGUUGGUGCGACAGUGACAGAGUUCAAUAACAGUGCCAUCUCGCCCACAUACUCCACGUCGUUCUCUUCGUCAUCGGCAUACCAUACAUCGUUGAACAAUUCUUCAACCACAGCGGACUCGAUGAUCCUCAACACAACGACGGCGAGCAACGAUUUCGGUCCGAUUCCAAUCUCACCCCACGUGAACGUACCAAAUGCACAUAAUAUUCCUCCCCCCAUGCCACCUCCUCUACCUCCUAGAGUUAAGCGAAAAGAAUCCUCCGGGGAAUCCUCACAGUCUUCGCAGGUACGACAAGCGCCGGACGCGCCCAGGCUUCCUCCGAGAGAUAUUAGUCCACCUCCGUUGCCGCCACGAACUCACAUCCAAUCGCACUAUACGUUCGGCAACAUCCAGCAGCAGCAUCACUUAUACAAUUCCGGUUGUGCGGGCCAUGAUAGCUGGAAUCAUGUUAAUCAGCUUUCGAAGGAAGAAUCUCCAUCAUCAUCCUCUUCAUCGUCUACGUUAACCCGCGACAACUUAAAUCAACACAACCAACAGAAUAUGAGCGAACAAAGGCUACUGAUGCUUCCUCACACCAGCACGAUUAUGAUGCGUCGAAAUUCCGCUAUGGAUCGAGGAUCGAAAGAGAACGUUCCGAACAUUACGGCAUCACCGUCGUUGUCUGGGUUAGCCAAUUCAGGUGGCAAUAGUUCUGCUGGUGGUGUCAAUCAUCCACCUGGAACGGCACCACCCUGUGGUGUCAAGAAUAAAUCCAUUCAGAAUUCUCCUGUUUCACAACAACCCGUUAUUUGUGGACGCCGGCCUAGUACCAAUAUCUCACCACGUUUUUCGCCCGGAGAGACUACGCCUAAAUUACCUCCAAAGCCAAAGCAAACAAAUCUGUCAUCACAUUCAGAUCGAACAAUGUUUCCUUAUCCCAGCACAAACUGACCUAAAGGAAAUGGUUGCGGGCGGCAUUUCUUAUGGAAGCAGGAAAAAUAGUGGCGACAGGAACACCUUUAAAGACGGAUGUGACAAACAUUCGUUAUACGCUGUAUGACAGUAACCAGUACUGUCCGUAUUGACAACGUACCGAUUAGCAAACAUAGCUUAUGAAAUAGGCCAAAUCCUAAGUGGCUUUCUGCAAGAACUGCUGGACAUCAUGAAAACCUUGUUUAAUGUGUUUUCUUUUUCGUUUUACGUUUGCACUUGUCAACAAACGCGCGGGAUUGUAGAGCGCGUUGGUAUAACACUAUGUAUGACCAUUUUUGUGUUUAUGUUCUUGACCGGUUUAAGCUUUGAUCCUAAUAAAUUUUAUCACGAGUUA